AUGACCACCCCCUUCCACAUCCUCAGCAGCACAGCCAAGACCCAGGCCCCGAGGAGGGCCCGGGAGGAAGUGACUGCUCGUUGGCCAUUCCUGAGGCCAGUGAGUGGUUUUUCACAUCUUUAUAAUUUGAUUCUUGCUCAUGAACUUAUACAGGUCUGUUGCCUGGUGUCUAAUUGUGCUUCCCCCUCCGUUUGCCUUGCAGCCCCUGCCUCUGUCCGCUACUCCCACACAGACGUCAGAGUGCCCGACUUCUCCGACUACCGCCGCACCGAGGUGCAGGACAGCACCAAGUCCUCCAAGGAGAGCAGCGAGGCCAGGAAGGGCUUCUCCUACUUGGUAACGGCGACCACGACGGUGGCCACCGCCUACGCCGCCAAGAAUGUGGUCUCCCAGUUUGUCUCCAGCAUGAGCGCCUCGGCCGACGUGCUGGCCAUGUCCAAGAUCGAAAUCAAGUUGUCCGACAUCCCCGAGGGCAAGAACAUGGCCUUCAAGUGGAGAGGCAAGCCGCUGUUCGUGCGCCACCGCACCCAGAAGGAGGUGGAUCAGGAGGCCGCCGUGGACGUGUCCCACCUGCGGGACCCCCAGCACGACCUGGAGCGCGUGAAGAAGCCCGAGUGGAUCAUCCUGAUCGGGGUCUGCACGCAUCUCGGCUGCGUGCCCAUUGCCAACGCGGGCGACUAUGGUGGGUAUUACUGCCCUUGCCACGGCUCCCACUAUGACGCCUCUGGCAGGAUCCGGAAGGGGCCUGCGCCCCUCAACCUCGAGGUUCCCUACUACGAGUUCACCAGCGACGACGUCGUGGUGGUUGGCUAGGCCCCAGCUCGAGGCGCAGGCUCUUCGUCCUCACGUCUCCUCGGAGAAGGUGCCUGAGAGCAGGUGUGUACCGCGGGGUUGGUUUGUACGAGUGAGAUCUGCGGACAGUGCCCUUGUGAUGUUCAUGUGAAAUGAGCUGAAUCUGAUUUGAACACCUUCACGCCUUCACCUUAAUGAAGAAGCCACUGUCAGCACUGUCGGCUGGGAGGCUUGGGGGCGGGCGGUGUCUGAUGGUUCCUUCCAUUAAAGUCACUGGCUGCUGUACAAGA
This is a messenger RNA of Myotis brandtii (Brandt's bat), 1082 nucleotides long. Its product is annotated as cytochrome b-c1 complex subunit Rieske, mitochondrial. NCBI's taxonomy places the organism in Eukaryota, Metazoa, Chordata, Mammalia, Chiroptera, Vespertilionidae. Bases 1 to 813 code for a protein of 270 amino acids. Gene Ontology annotation, molecular function: quinol-cytochrome-c reductase activity; 2 iron, 2 sulfur cluster binding. The transcript is spliced from 2 exons. Gene Ontology annotation, cellular component: membrane. The record is from RefSeq and is a predicted model, not a curated record. Gene Ontology annotation, biological process: mitochondrial electron transport, ubiquinol to cytochrome c.